AGUAGGAUUGGAAACGACUGUUUUGAUUUUGCAUUCCUUGUGUGGGGUAAAGAAAUACAUACUGACUAAACUGAAUAGACUACCCCAACUCACAUUCGACUGAAAAUGUCUAAACUACAGUUGUUGAGUGUGUUUUUAAAUGAGCGUUUAACGGCGGCUGCUGUGGAGAUUUUCGGUGCAGUUGAGAAAACGGUAGUGGAGUACCAGGAGGAGAAUGAUCGGCUACGGAGACUGCUGGGGAUCACACCGGAGAUACGACAACGUAAAAUAGAAUCCCUGCAGCUCUGUGUCUCUGAAGAGGAGGUUCCCCUUGAGCAGCAGCACUGUGAGCAGGAAUGGAGCCCCAGUCUGGGUCAGGAGGACCCAGAGCCCACACAGAUUAAAGAGAAACAGGAGGAACUCAGGACCAGUCAGGGGAAGCUUCAAGGUCUGGAGCCUGAUAUCAUAGAAUUCAAAUUCACUCCUUCCUGUGUGAAAAGGGAAUGUGAUCCGGAGGACCCACUUUGGUCCUUGACUCUUCCCCAAAUCCAGACUGUGGAGAACAGAGAGAGAGACUCUAAACCAGUGAAACUCACACGUUUUGGCACUGUGACCCACAUUAAGGGUCUCAACAUUCCCUGUGACCCUCCAGAUAAUCAAAACAUUGCCUUCAGCCACAGUUCAGCUGUAAGCAGUGACACAGUAGGACUUGACAGCAGCCCAUCAUUGGAUCCAAACCCACCAAUGGGGGAACACUAUUCCAAACUCAGCACCACGUCUAUAAAAACUCACCACUGCCGUGACUGUGGUGAAAUGUUUCCUCUGGAAGCUGACCUGCAGAGACAUGUGACUUUUGCCAAGAAGAGAGUCAGCGAAUGCCACUUAUGCAAGAAACUCUAUAACUCCACCUGUAAACUGAAGGCCCAUGUCCAACUCUGUCAUGGUGGUAAACCCUGCACCUGCCCCUUUUGUGGCAAGGCCUUCAAACAAAAAGGACAUCUGUCCAGGCACAUGAAUAUUCACACAGGAGAGAAGCCAUUUACCUGUGGUGACUGUGGGAAGAGCUUUAUUCAGAAAGGGGACCUAAGGAGACACAUACUGACUCACACAGGAGAGAAACCUUUUAGCUGUGGUGACUGCGGUAAAGGCUUCAUUCGCAAAGAGCACCUAACUGCACAUGUACGGACUCACACAGGCGAGUAAUCAUAUGGCUGCUCAGUCAGAGGUAAAAGAUGAAUUCAGAUGGUAAAUGUGCUGACGCACGUAAGAUACAUCCACAUAGAAAGAAAAUAGGAUGAAAACACAAGAAAAUCUGUAGCUCAGUUGGUAGAGCAUGGCGCUUGUAACGCCAGGGUAGUGGGUUCGAUCCCCGGGACCACCCAUACGUAGAAUGUAUGCACACAUGACUGUAAGUCGCUUUGGAUAAAAGCGUCUGCUAAAUGGCAUAUAUUAUUAUUAUUAUUAUUAUUAUUAUUAAAAGAAAGACAGGACAAAGAUCUCCUGUCAGGAGAUGGGAAUAAAAAGGCAGGAUGUGAACAACACUCUUAGAAAAGCAAAGAAAGACAGGACAAAGAUCUCCUGUCAGGAGAUGGGAAUAAAAAGACAGGAUGUGAACAACACUCUUAGAAAAGCAAAGCUACUCUGGAUCAUUCCUGCUGUGGGUUUCAGAUAAAUAGAUACAUGAUGGAUUUACUUUAUUAAAAUGUUUUGUGUAAAUAAAGUUUGAUUUGAAUUAAAAGUUUAGGAAAUUAAA
This is a messenger RNA of Oncorhynchus gorbuscha (pink salmon), 1732 nucleotides long. Its product is annotated as zinc finger protein 184-like. Lineage: Eukaryota; Metazoa; Chordata; Actinopteri; Salmoniformes; Salmonidae. The transcript has 2 exons. The record is from RefSeq and is a predicted model, not a curated record. Gene Ontology annotation, molecular function: DNA-binding transcription factor activity; RNA polymerase II cis-regulatory region sequence-specific DNA binding. Bases 106 to 1182 code for a protein of 358 amino acids. Gene Ontology annotation, biological process: regulation of transcription by RNA polymerase II.